GGCCGCAACCAUCAUAGACACUGAAGGGGACAAGUCCCCCCCAAUAUUUGAAAUUCUUGUACUGAUCUGCUGUCCUCCAUUACGCAGCGCUCUUGUUAAGAUGACAAAAAAGCUUUAAAAGUAACAUCUGCAAUCUGCUCUGCCUCAGCGGGCUAACAGCGCUCGUUAAUGUCAAAAUAAUUGAACUGGCCAAUCAAAUCAAAGUAGGCGGGGUUUAGUGUUCAGAGAUGCUGAGCGCGUCGCGAAGAUUGAAAACAUUGAAAGAGCAAGUUUGCAUAGAAAAGAGGACCAGACAUAUUAAUGACAGUCAGGAUGAGACCCUUGGAAGCAAAGGAGUCCAUAAUACUUUUUAUAUUAAUUUUGGCCCAAGGCUUUGACUACUCCAGGACAUGUAGUUGUGAUCAGCAAUAUUUUUGCAACUGUUCAUCAGAUCAUCUCCAACAGGUCCCAAAAGUUCCAGCGAAUGCUCUUGGCCUUGAUCUGUCAUGUAAUCAAAUAGAGUCAAUUGACAUGAACGAUCUCAGCCCAUAUAGUGAGCUGAAAACCCUAAACUUGCAUAGGAACAAGCUCAAGUUUAUACACAAGGAGGCUUUCAAAUCUCAACAUAAGCUGGAAGUUCUUGAUCUGUCCUUAAACAACCUAAAAAAUCUGUCUUCGUCUUGGUUCCACGAGCUAAAUUCUCUUCAGCAACUGAACCUUGUAGGAAACCCAUACACCACCUUGGGACCUGCUCCCAUUUUCCAGUCUCUCCUUAACCUAAGGACACUGCAAUUCGGUAGUCCUUCACUGAGAGAGGUGUACAAGAAUGGCUUAGAUGGGCUCACUCAUCUGGAUGAGAUGACAUUCAUUGGCAGUUACCUGAGGUCAUAUGAGAACGGGAGCUUAAAAGCAGCCCGUCCCAUCGAGUUAGUCUCUUUGAGCCUUCAGAGUCUAUUUGAGAAUGAUCCAGAAUUAGUCUCUAAGGUUCUUCAAGAUGUCUCCCACCCUAAAACCCUGCUGACUAUCAGAGAUGUUGAACUCAGAACGAACACUUCGACAGAAUCCUUUAAAGAGGUGAGAGAAGGUGGGACUAAAAGCUUGAGUUUACAAAAUUGCACCACAACUGAUGAAGCAUUGACCUCUUUUUUGAUGGUUAUGGAUGGUUCUUCUUUGUCUUAUAUUGGUUUGGAAGAUGUACAUUUGAUUGGUCAAGGGUGGUGGCAGAAAGCUUCAUGCACACAUUAUGAAAACUUACAUACUGCUUACAUACGUAAUCUCGACAUCCAAGGGUUCUUUGAGUUCAGUAGCAUGACGCAGUUGGGAUUUCUGCUGGAGAAUCUCCACAAGGUGUCUGUGAUCAACGGCACAGUGUUUGUUAUUCCUCCGAUAACUACUUUCCUGUUGAAAAAACUUGAAUAUUUGGACCUUAGUCAGAACCUCCUUUCAGACCUGACAAUUGUGCCGACGUUAUCCACAAGUUUUGGCGCAUAUCAAAACCUCAUCACUCUUAACGUGAGCCAGAACGUUUUAAAAUCCCUUGGGCUGAUGUCUCAGUUGGCCACUAAUCUUAAGAGCCUCACAUAUUUAGACUUAAGCCAUAAUAGUUUUAUUUCUAUGCCAGAAAAGUGUAGCUGGCCAGCGACUCUCAGGUUUCUGAACCUUUCCAGCACAAAGCUACGCAAGAUGACCCCAUGCCUGCCUUCUAGCUUGACGGUCCUGGAUCUCAGUGAAAACGAUCUGAAAGUGUUCAACCAAAGAUUUCCCCAACUUGUUACGCUUAUACUGACUGGCAACCGAUUUAUUAACCUCCCACAGGGGGAAUUAUUUCCAAGGCUGCAGAUGCUGCUUAUCCAAAGGAAUGCCUUGCGGAUGUUUAACAGGAGUGAUUUUAAGAGAUUCAAAAACCUACAAUAUUUGGAAGCGGGUGAUAACAAUUUUGUGUGCUCCUGCGAGUUUGUAUCUUUCUUUAAACAGGAUACUGACCUUUUCAUCACACUAAGGGAUAGUCGUCGCAAUUACGUGUGCGACACUCCAUUCACUCUCAGAGGUGAUGAUAUUGACAGCGUCAGAUUGUCAGUUUUCGAGUGUUAUAUGAUCCCUGCUGUCUUAGUGCUUUGUUCUGUGAUUAUCAUAGCGCUUGGACUUAUUGUUAUCACCUGCCAUAAGCUUCAUGUUAUAUGGUAUCUGCAGAUGACUAAAGCAUGGAUACAAGCCAAAAGAAAACCUGCAGUUGGUCGACUGGCUGAAGAGCUCCGCUAUCAUGCUUUUGUAUCUUACAGUCAACAUGACGCUGAGUGGGUCGAGGAGAUCCUUGUUCCAGAACUAGAGAGCACGCAUCCUCCGUUUGCCCUGUGUUUGCACAAACGGGACUUCCAGCCAGGCCGCUGGAUCGUGGACAACAUCAUCAACUCGAUCGAGAAGAGCCAUCGGACUCUCUUUGUUCUGUCUGAGCACUUUGUUACCAGUGAAUGGUGCCGUUACGAGCUGGACUUCUCCCAUUUCCGCAUAGUCGAUGAGCACAAUGACUGCGCUGUCCUGGUACUUCUAGAACCAAUCAAGAAGGAGACCAUUCCCAAGCGUUUCUGCAAGCUGAGGAAGAUUAUGAACUCCAGGACGUAUCUGGAGUGGCCUGAGGAGGAGGAAAAGAGAAGCGAGUUCUGGAGCAAUCUGAGAGCUGCUCUACAGAGAGAUGAAUGUUAAAGGAUUGCCAGGUUGUGUGACAAAUAUAGACUAAUCAAAACUGGCCAAGUAGCAAAACGCAAUGUCUCUAUGAUGCAUUACUUUUAUUUGUAGGCCUACUGUGUUAUCGUUAAAGCAAAACUGAACAUUCUGAAAAUAUUAAUAAAUGCUAUAAUAGUAUAUAAAUAAAACAAAAAUAACACUGCUGUAUAUUGUAUUUUAACAUGUGCAAAGUUUAAAACGUCAAAUCCAUGUGGAUAAGAGGGUAACCUUAAAUGUAAUAUUUACAAAGUGUCAAAAUGCAAUGCCUGUCAGCUGAAGCUUUAGGGGGCUGCUUGGAUAAUACCAAUGCAGAUGUGCCUGUUUUUACUUAAUAUACAUUGUUACUUGAUAGACUACUUCACAUGACGUGUUCAGAGCACUAACAGCACUGUGAAUGCAUAUGGUUUGAGGUACAAUGUUUGCACAACAGAUAGUAAUUUUCCAGGCCAUGUGUUAUCAGUAGAAUGUGUUUUUGUAAUGCAAGAUGUGACAAUGGGAAGUUAUAAUGUUAUUAACUACUGUAAUGACUGACUGUUUAUCGCCAGUAUAAUGAUUUCACAAUGAGUUCAGUCCUUUUGCUGUCACCUAUAAGCAAAUAACAUUAGAUCAAAUCCAAUGCUAAUGUAUGUGACAAUAGCAAUAAUGAACUGUUAUAAAAUCACGAACAAUUUUACUCUUCUGGUAACAUUCUUUUGUUCAUUUCCUAUUAUUUUAGACUUAUUCUUUCGUUUUUAGCAUGCUGUCUGUACAUACUGCAGACUUCUCACUUUUUAAAGGAGACUUUAGGUUUAUUUUCAUAGUCUUGAUGCUACUGUAAACGAUCUGUUUUUAGAUCUCUUUUUCCAGAAAUCACAUGAUACUGACAACUUUUAAAUAGGCCUAGAGUUGUAUGACUUUGGCGCCACCUGUUGGAUGUUUUUAGAUUUUUAAUUGAAGAUGAAUUUUACUUACAGUAGGCUAUGUUAGUAAGGCUUCGGUAUGUGAACUCAUAACUGAUCAGUGAAAGUAGUGGUGAGGUCACAUCAGAGUUGUUGUUUUUUUUUUCUUCCACCUGUUAUUCCUCUAAUAUUCUCACAAUAUAACAUUCUUGCUCUCAUAAUGAAACCUAAACCAAGCAUGUAAUUUUGUGCAAUGAACUGACAGUGUAGUAUCUUGUACCAGUGUGGGACAGCAGAUGGUGGAUGACUGUAUCAAAUGCUUUUGUUGCCAAUGCAAGUGAUUCAAAGAAAAGAAGUUUGGUACAGUGCUAAUUGGUGAGG
Molecule: messenger RNA, 3959 nt
Organism: Onychostoma macrolepis
Lineage: Eukaryota; Metazoa; Chordata; Actinopteri; Cypriniformes; Cyprinidae
Gene: tlr2
Product: toll-like receptor 2
Exons: 3
Coding region: 301-2679 (792 amino acids)
Biological process (GO): immune response; toll-like receptor signaling pathway; inflammatory response
Cellular component (GO): membrane
Molecular function (GO): triacyl lipopeptide binding; protein binding; transmembrane signaling receptor activity
Source: RefSeq, a predicted model, not a curated record